GGGCGUUAAAACUGAUAACAAAGAGGAAAACGGAAUAUCCGUCUUCUUCACGUUAACAAACCAACCACGAAUAUUUCUUUCAUUUCACCUACAAAUUCACUACCAAAAUUUUUUCAAAAAUUUUUAAAAUAUUCGCAUAAUAAUAAAAUUGUGUGGCUUCCUUUCGCUAACCUCUAUCCAUCAUCCUGCACUAGAUUACAUUACAUACAUCUUCUUCUUCUUCUUCUUCUUCACAUCUUUCAUUUCAUUCCUUCCACCAUAAACCCUCACUAUUUGCGAUUCCUUUCCUUUCCUGCUUCAAUUCUAAUCCUUCUUUCAUCAUCUACGGUUCGGUUGUUGUUGUGUAUGCGUUCGGUUGAUUCAAUGAGGCGUUUCUCAGGUUCCGAUGCUUGUUGUUAGCUAUGGCGUCUGCUCCGUCGUUAUCAGUGCCAGUGGAAUGUGUGAGUGUGUGUAGGUUUUCUAAAGGGGAUGGAAGUGGAAGGUAUGAUUGUAGUGUUGUUUCGUGUGCGUGGAAGGCGCCUAGGGCGAUGACAGGGUGUUUGGCUACCACUGCGCAUUCGUCGAGAUGUGAAGUUUCUGGAAAGAGAUUAUGGUUAUCCUCCGAAACUUCUGACUUCUUUCCUCCAAGAAAAUUCUUGCGGUCAAGUUUGCUUCAUAUUGGCUGUAGAAAAUGGGUAGUUGCUUGUUCUUCAUCUUCCCCUUCAGGAUAUGAUCAACUUUCCCCUGAAAUAUUGUGGGAGGAUCUUAAACCUUCUAUUGCAUACCUUACGUCUAAUGAGUUAGAAAUAGUUCAUGAUGCUCUAAAACUGGCCUUUGAGGCACAUGAUGGGCAAAAAAGGCGCAGUGGAGAACCGUUUAUCAUACACCCUGUAGAAGUCGCUCGAAUUCUCGGUGAAUUAGAAUUAGAUUGGGAGUCAAUAGCUGCUGGCUUAUUACACGACACGGUUGAAGAUACGAACGUUGUUACAUUUGAAAGAAUAGAGAAGGAAUUUGGUGUCACAGUUCGCCACAUUGUUGAAGGAGAAACGAAGGUGUCUAAACUUGGGAAGCUAAAGUGUAAUAACGAAAUCUCUUCUGUACAAGAAGUGAAAGCACACGAUCUUCGACAAAUGUUUCUGGCCAUGACAGAGGAGGUUCGGGUGAUUAUUGUGAAGUUAGCCGACAGGUUGCAUAACAUGCGCACUCUUUCACAUAUGCCUGUACAUAAGCAGUCCAGCAUUGCAAUGGAGACCCUACAAGUUUUUGCUCCUCUAGCAAAGCUACUGGGGAUGUACCAAAUUAAGUCUGAGCUUGAGAAUUUGUCCUUUAUGUACACAAAUCCUCAAGAUUACGGUCGAAUCAAGAGGCGGGUAGCGGAACUAUAUAAAGACCACGAGAAAGAAAUUGAAGAGGCGAAUAAAUUAUUGAUCAAGAAGAUUGAAGCUGAUCAGUUCUUAAACCUCAUGGCUCUGACAACUGAGGUCCAGUCAGUAUGUAAGGAACCAUACAGUAUUUAUAAGUCUGUACUGAAAUCCGGAGGUUCAAUCAAUGAAGUUAAUCAAAUUGCACAGCUUCGCAUCAUUGUUAAACCGAAGCCUUGUGUUGGUGUUGCCCCUUUAUGUAAUGCACAACAGAUAUGCUACCAUGUUCUUGGGCUAGUUCAUGGGUUCUGGACCCCCAUACCUCGAGCUAUGAAAGACUACAUCGCAACCCCAAAACCUAAUGGUUAUCAAAGUCUUCAUACUACUGUAAUUCCGUUUCUUUACGAGAGUACAUUUAGGCUGGAAGUUCAGAUUAGAACCGAAGAGAUGAACUUGAUAGCAAAUAGAGGCAUUGCUGCUCAUUAUAGCGGGAAAGUUUUUGUAAAUGACUUGAUCAGACAUACAGUGUCUUGUGAAGAUAGAAUUUUGAGAGGAAAACCAGCCAUUCUUAACAAUGCAAACGUCGCACUCAGGAUUGGUUGGUUGAAUGCAAUUAGAGAGUGGCAAGAGGAGUUCGUCGGAAACAUGACCUCAAGAGAAUUUGUAGAUACAGUUACCAAGGAUCUUCUCGGUAGUCGUGUAUUUGUAUUUACACCAAGAGGAGAGAUAAAAAAUUUGCCUAAGGGAGCAACUGUCAUUGACUAUGCUUAUAUGAUACACACUGAAAUCGGAAACAAGAUGGUGGCUGCGAAGGUCAACGGCAAUCUUGUUCCUCCUUUGCACGUGCUUGCAAAUGCUGAAGUUGUGGAGAUAGUAACCUAUAAUGGAUUAUCGAGCAAAUCAGCUUUCCAGAGGCACAAACAAUGGUUACAACAUGCCAAAACACGUAGCGCCAGGCACAAGAUUAUGAAAUUUUUAAGGGAACAAGCUGCACUAUCUGCAUCGGAAAUAACUGCGGAUUCAGUAAACGAGUUUAUUGCUGAUACUGAAGACGAUAGUGAAGUUGAAGAUGUGCCGGAUUAUUCUAAAGGGACACAACAUACAUGGGAAAAGAUUUUAAUGAAUGUUAUGGAAAUGUCAUCUUCAAAAAUGGUUGAUGAAGAUCUUUUUCGGUUCAAAAAUGGUAGCAUUAAAGUCGGUAAAGUGAAUGGAAAACAUAACAAACAUGUGCAGCAUGUGAGUUUGAAAACCAACUCACAUGGAAACGAGUUUGGAAAAUUGAUGCAAGCCAACGUUCCUAUGUAUAAGGAAGUGUUACCGAGUUUAGAAAGCUGGCUUGCGGGAAAAGUUUCGUCAUGGAGCAAGCUUCAAGGACACUCCAUCCAAUGGUUAUGCAUUGUAUGCAUCGAUCGAAAAGGCAUGAUGGCUGAUAUCACCCUAGCAUUGGCAGAUGCAGGCAUUAGUAUAUGCUCAUGUGCAGCCGAGGUUGAUAGAGGAAGAGGAAUGGCGGUAAUUCUUUUUCAUGUUGAAGCAAGCUUGGACAAUCUGGUGAGUGCAUGUUCAAGGGUUGAUAUAGUCCUUGGUGUGUUAGGGUGGUCCACAGGGUGUAGUUGGCCUAGUUUAGGCGAAAAUCAACACAUACGCGAAUGUUAGUUACUUGAUCGCGAACAGAUGCAGGGUAACAAGUUUUGUCGGUUCAGAAUAAACACAAUUCUUUCCUCAGUUGUUGUCUGUAGUUAUACACAUAAAUUUGUUGCACAAUGAUAACGAAAUAAUGUAGUAGAUGGAGGGGAGUGUAUAUAAAAGAGAAUAGUAUAGGUGUACAUGUAUUUGGAAGGAUGAAAUAGUGAGAUGUAUACACAAAGUAUUGCAGCUUUGAUAUUUCAAGUAUCACCAAGUCAUUGUAUUGUCGCGAUACAAUUUAUAUUUGCGUAAAAUUGUGUUAUCUUCAA
Helianthus annuus (common sunflower) is the source of this 3292-nucleotide messenger RNA. RefSeq names its product putative GTP diphosphokinase RSH1, chloroplastic. The record is from RefSeq and is a predicted model, not a curated record. Lineage: Eukaryota; Viridiplantae; Streptophyta; Magnoliopsida; Asterales; Asteraceae. The transcript is spliced from 24 exons. Bases 402 to 2993 code for a protein of 863 amino acids. Gene Ontology annotation, biological process: guanosine tetraphosphate metabolic process.